This is a messenger RNA of Knipowitschia caucasica, 684 nucleotides long. Lineage: Eukaryota; Metazoa; Chordata; Actinopteri; Gobiiformes; Gobiidae. The record is from the annotation of a GenBank genome assembly.
AUGGAACCAUCAGCACCAAGGCUCACAGUGAGUCCAAACCGGUCCCAGUUCUUCAGAUUUGACCAAGUGUUACUGAGCUGUGGGAGCACUGGACACUGGGCUGUGUUCAGAAACACCAGCAGAUUCAGCAGGAAGGACUGUGGACAGGACUGGGGCAAGUUGAAUGGUUCUGUGUGUGAGAUCGAGUCACUCUAUUCUGAUGACAGUGGUCUGUACUGGUGUGAGAGAGACGGACACCGCUCUGCAGCUGUGAACAUCACAGUUCAUGAACAAAGAGUUAUAGAGCCUAGCAUCAGCCCUCCUCCUGCUCCGUCCACACUGCCCACUUCUCCUCCAGCCUCUCCCCCCGUCACAACCUCCUCCUCUGGGCUUCUCGUCCCUCUGCUCUGCUCCAUCCCGGGCCUACUCCUGCUGCUGCUUCUCCUGCUGCUGCUACUACUGCUGCAGUGGGUCAAACUCUGCAGACACAAACCCAAUGAAGGUAAAGGCUGUGGCAGACUCACUGAAAACGAACAUCCAGUUUAUUCCUCUGUGAAAACUGUUGUGUGCUACACCCCCGUCGUUAUCAAUCAGACGAGAAGAAAAACCGAGACUGAACCAGAUUCCAGGACAGACUAUACUAGAUGCAGUUGCGUGUGCUUUUUAAAAGACGAUAAUACCUUAUUUGUUACUUUUGUGCCUUAA